This is a messenger RNA of Diaporthe batatas, 1521 nucleotides long. RefSeq lists its product as uncharacterized. The coding region runs from base 1 to 1521 and encodes 506 amino acids. NCBI's taxonomy places the organism in Eukaryota, Fungi, Ascomycota, Sordariomycetes, Diaporthales, Diaporthaceae. Gene Ontology annotation, molecular function: FAD binding; oxidoreductase activity. The record is from RefSeq and is a predicted model, not a curated record. The transcript has 3 exons.
AUGAAGCCGGAAGCAACUGCGGGGCUGGUCGCUGCUUCAGCGCUGCUGGACUUCUCCAAUUCGGUCCAACAUCGACUUGACGCGUCCCCAGCAUCUGCCUGCUGUCGUGCUCUAUCCGACCAGGGCCUCGCAGUAUCCUAUCCGGAGUCUAUCACGUACGACGAGCGCACACGGUCGUACUGGUCGGUGGCCGCACAGUUGACCCCGUGGUGCAUUGUCCAGCCCGGUAAUACGCAAGAAGUAUCUCAAUCUCUUACUACGCUUCUCGCCGACCCCCAGUGCGGUAUCGCUGUGAGAGGCGGCGGGCACACAACCUGGGCCGGCGCCAACAAUAUUCGAGAUGGCGUCACCAUCGACCUCGGCAACAUGAACGCCACGACCUACCACCCGAUAAAUGCCACCGCGUCUGUACAGCCAGGCAGCCGUUGGUUACAGGUUUAUCAAACUCUCGACCCUCUUGGAGUAACAGUUCCCGGGGGUCGGGCGGGAACUGUCGGCGUGGCUGGGCUCAUCCUCGGCGGCGGUAACUCUUUCUACUCCGCGAAGAAAGGCAUGGUUUGUGACAAUGUUGUGGGCUACGAGGUGGUGACUUACACUGGCGAGGUCCUGUACGUCACCAGCGACACUUUCCCUGACUUGUUCAAGGUGUUGAAAGGUGGCGGCUCGAACUUUGGAAUUGUCACUAGGUUCGAUAUGAUGGCAUUCGAGUCCUCCCAAUUGUGGGGAGGCGCUGUCACAUAUAACACCACGGCUAGCGAUGACCUCCUGGAUUCCAUGGUUGCCUUUGUGGAUAAUGUGGAGAAUGACCAGGCGAGCUCCAGCAUUAUAUUCUGGUCAUACCAGCCGGCACUUAAGGACACGAUUGUCAUCGCUGCGUAUGAAAACACCGACGGGGUCGUGGCUGGACCGUCAUUCGACAAGUACCUCGCCAUUCCUGGAAACCUAAGCUCUACGAUGAGGGUGACAAAUAUUUCCGACCUCACCCACGAAUUGGAACAACCAGCUGGCUACAUUGAUAUUUGGUUCACACUCUCUUUCAAGAACGACCGACGCGUCCUCGAGCACGCGGUAUCAACGCACGCACAGCUGGUGAAAGAUAUGCUCGCCCAGUCACCCGACGGCGAUUUCAUCACCCAGUGCAUGUUCCAACCGCUCCCUACGAUAUUCGCAAAGCAUGGAACAGACCGUGGCGGGAACGUUCUCGGCCUUGACAGGAUCACUGAUAACGCGGUGCUAUGGCUCGCAACCCUGGCUGUCAACGGCGCCGAACAGGAAGAGUUUGGACGUGCGAAAAUGGCUGAGUGGGUCAAGAACGUGGAAGACUUCGCGAAGUCGGUCGGAUCUGAUGUCGACUGGAAGUAUCUCAACUACGCUCACAAUACGCAGGAUCCUCUUGCUGGUUAUGGCGCGCAAAAUGUGGCACUCAUUAGGGCGGCGGCGGCGAAGUACGACCCGGAAGGCAUCUUCCAGUCAAGGAUUCCGGGUGGUUUCAAGAUUUCGAAAACCCCCCGAGAAAACUGA